This is a messenger RNA of Onthophagus taurus, 975 nucleotides long. It is a transcript of the gene Coq3, whose product is annotated as ubiquinone biosynthesis protein COQ3, mitochondrial. Gene Ontology annotation, cellular component: mitochondrion. Gene Ontology annotation, biological process: ubiquinone biosynthetic process. Gene Ontology annotation, molecular function: 3-demethylubiquinol 3-O-methyltransferase activity; polyprenyldihydroxybenzoate methyltransferase activity. The record is from RefSeq and is a predicted model, not a curated record. NCBI's taxonomy places the organism in Eukaryota, Metazoa, Arthropoda, Insecta, Coleoptera, Scarabaeidae.
UAAACCCAACUUCAUGUUGUUUACUUUUCAUCAAAAUACUCAAAUUAUAAUUUGAGGUUAUGUUCAAAUUGUUUUACAUUAAUUAUUCAUAAAAUAUGUUACUUUCUAAGUUAAUAAGGUCCAACUCGUUAAAAAAUCUAUUUUUUUUGUCAAUUCGUAACUAUUCGGUACAAUCAACAACAGUAGAUGAUGGUGAAAUUGAACACUUUAAACAUUAUUCAUCAACGUGGUGGGAUGAAAUGGGGAUGAUGAAAACUCUUCAUUCUUUAAAUAAACUCCGUGUUCCGUUGAUUCGAGAAGGAUUAUUAGAAUCAGAUCCUAAACAUAACCUUAAAAACUGUUUUAACCCCUUAAAAGGAUUUAAAAUUUUAGAUGUAGGAUGUGGAGGGGGUUUAUUAUCAGAACCUUUAUCUAGGUUAGGUGCUGAAGUAACUGGUAUAGAUGCAUCAAAAGAUUUAAUACAAGUUGCAACACAACACUCACAUAAAGACAAUAAAUUAAAAGAUUUGAAUUAUUUUUGUACUUCAAUAGAAGAGUUUGCUAAUGAUGAUAAGAAUAAAUGUGUGUUUGAUGGAGUCGUAGCUUCAGAAAUAAUUGAACAUGUUUGUGACCAUCAACGAUUUAUUUCUGAAUGUGUUCAAUGCUUAAAGCCAGGGGGAUCAAUUUUUGUUACAACUAUGAAUAAAACGUUAUUAGCAAAAUGUUUAGGGAUAUUUGUUGUUGAAGAUUUGGUUGGGCUUGUUCCGAAAGGGACACACGAUUAUGAAAAAUUUAUUGAACCACAUGUUAUACAAAGAUUAUUAGAAGAAAAUAAUUGUCGAACAAAACUUAUUCAUGGAAUGUUAUACAAUUAUUUUACAAAUUCAUGGUCGUGGAUUCAAGGUACCUCAAUUUGUUAUGCUUUACAUGCUGUUAAAUUAUAAAUAGAUGGAUAUAUUUGUAUAUAUAUUGAAUACAUACAUUAAAUGGACCAUG